GCGACUCGGAUGUUGUCCUGGCCCAAAAAACAUGAAGGCUCAUUUGAAUAACACAGUAAGAGGUCCAAGCUUGCAGCUCCACAAAGUUAUCCGCGUGGGUGAUAAACUUGACAGUCAGCUGUACACAUUUAUAGUACCAGCACAACUAACUCGCGGAUUUAUUCAGUCAGUACAUUCUAAGGAAUUCACUUAUGCUGGUAUAAAUUGGACGAUUGGAUUGGAGUACUAUACUGACCCUUUGGAAAGCCGAACGCGUCGUGACUCAUUUGUGGUCAACUAUCAAAAACAGCCACUGGGAAUAUCACUGCAAGUGUGCGGGUUGUCUGCAGGAAUGCGUACGCAGUUGGAAUACAUUCGAUUUACCUACCUUCAUCAAGAACACUAUUCACGUAACUUCGUUCGCGAAGAACUUAAACCCACGUUUACAUCUGUCAACAACGCGCUAAAAGUGCCUCGUUGGAUUGAGUCAGGGUUUUUGGCCAAAGAACACUAUCUCUUUGAUGACAAUUCCGGAUUGUUAGAGCUGGAGAUUCGUGGAGCUGUUACAACCUACGAAGAGCAACUACGUAUCCCCCGUGACAAUAAGGAAGCCAUGAGAUGCCGAUCGCUUGAUAGUGCUGGUUUCACCUUCGGUGGAGUAGACUGGAGUGUUGUUCUAGAUUGGGGUACCUCAGCAGAGCAAGCCGCUACAGUUGAUAAAGAGCUUCGGCCCUUAUUCUGCAUUCAGCGGCACAGUAGGUCGAAACAUUGGACGAGAUUGAUCUACCGGGUAACUCUAGGGUGGCACGAAUCCGGUGUAUCCACCUCGGGCCUGAUGGAUCAACUGGUUCCGGCGGAAAGUGGGGCCACCAGCUCCCCCAUUCCUAUAGGUGAUAGGAAGUGGUUUCAUGGAACAUCCGGUCCUUCGCUCACUGCGAAGCACAGGAUAACCAUCAGCAUAGACUUCACUAUGGUUAUGCAAAUCAGUCGGGUUGAUCUAAUUCCGACUUCCCCACAAGGAGGGAAAAACUGUUGUCGUGUAUCAGAUCCCGAGGGUUUCGAAUGGAUUGUGAUGAGCGAUAUAUUAGGCAGUAUGGUAAAACUGCGAUUUUUUCCGGACCCUGAUAAUGUAGUUCCCCAAAGAAAGGAAGAUAACGAGGGCACGACAGCAAUUCAUUCCACUGCCUUGGCGGUGCAACUGGUGCCUUAUGAUCCGACGACCAAAAUUAUCAAGUCGGUUUCGCAUUUCUACGUCAUAUCCGUGCCUUUAACAGCCAAGUCUCCGGUGGAUAGCCAUUUGACUGUGGCCGAGGUUUCGCAGAGCGUGAUAUUGCAACUGGAUGUUGAAAAGGUUUGCAGUGCUGAAUUCGGAUAUUCUAGACCGUCGGACAACUCAAUCACGCUUCGAAUCGAGUGGUUGCAUAUAUGUCACUUAUAUCGUGGUGAGACUCAAAUAUACGAUGAGUUGCUCAGUAUGCAGCAUUAUCAGCUCUAUCGUGAUGUCCAGGCACAAGCUGAUGAAAUAAAACGUCUAGAGGUCUACAAAAAGGAGACAGCCUCAAACCACCAGAAGACGUCCAUAGUCACAGAUGAUGCCAAAAUCUGCAAUCGGAACACGCGGCAGCUCCCUUCCGUUGAGAGUCAACAUGGCCAAAGCAGUACAGCUGCACCCAAUUCACAAAGUAGCAAGACAGCUUGUGCCCAGUCAUUACCCGAUAGCACCAUACACAUGCGUCAUAGCGGUAGCUUCUCUCGUCGUAUGGAGAGAAGACAGAUGAAUGUGCAUAAUGCUUCCAUGCGUACACCUCCCGUACUUAUCAAUGGUAGUCCACAAAACGGGAUUUUAAAGAGUACAAAUACAUCGCCUCCAAACUUGCCACCAUGGAGACGGCAUAGCUCUUGUCUCGAAGAUGUGGGCACAACAACACAGGGCACUCGCCGACGUCUGCCGUCGCCACCUCCAUUAUCAGCAUCAAUGUCAAGGGAUGGUUAUCUUUCGGUGAACGUGCAAGCUUACCACAGCUAUUCCAGUAGCCCUCGAUUGAGCACAAGAAACUCGGCUGGAACUUUGAACUCUUGA
Messenger RNA from Dicrocoelium dendriticum, 2059 nucleotides. The record is from the annotation of a GenBank genome assembly. NCBI's taxonomy places the organism in Eukaryota, Metazoa, Platyhelminthes, Trematoda, Plagiorchiida, Dicrocoeliidae.